CAUCUUCUUUGCUGGUGUGUCCAGACCAAAAGAGAUCUACGUCAUUGCUGCAAAUUACCUACAAUCUCUAGAUUAGAGGAAAGAUCCCGAGGUCAUGAAAAAUAUCAUAGGUUUCUACACCAAAGGUCGGGCAUUAGACGCUCUGGCAUCAUUCUAUGAUGCCUGUGCUCAGGUGGAAAUCGAUGAGUAUCAAAAUUAUGACAAGGCACUUGGUGCACUGGGCGAGGUGUUUAAAUGUCUUAGCAAGGCCAAGAUGACAGACGAAGCUCUACAAGAAGAGAGAUUAGGUCAACUAAAGAAUAAAAUCACACUAAUAAAGAAACUUGUGAAUGCCAGAAGGAUAUAUGAUGAAGAUUCAGAGGAGGCUAUCAAACAGUGUCAGGUACUUCUAGAGGAACCAGAUCUUGACAGUGCUGUCAGAAUAGGCGAUGUUUAUGGCUUAAUUAUUGAACAUUAUGCCAGGAAAGAGCGCUGGAAGGCUUAUGUAUUUUACUGUACAAGUCAGCUUAUUUGCAAAUUAUGA
Molecule: messenger RNA, 523 nt
Organism: Ruditapes philippinarum (Manila clam)
Lineage: Eukaryota; Metazoa; Mollusca; Bivalvia; Venerida; Veneridae
Product: intraflagellar transport protein 140 homolog
Exons: 2
Coding region: 95-523 (142 amino acids)
Biological process (GO): intraciliary retrograde transport
Cellular component (GO): axoneme; intraciliary transport particle A; ciliary basal body
Source: RefSeq, a predicted model, not a curated record